AAGAUAGAGAGAAGAUAAAGAGAAGAUAGAGAGAAGAUAAAGAGAAGAUAAAGAGAAGAUAAAGAGAAAAUGCUCAGCUGCAUCAGCACCCUGGGGAGGCCAGUCAUGUGUCACUUUACUGUGCUGCUGUUUGUCCUGGGAGUCAGCACAAUGGUCUCUGUUCAUGGGUUGGAUUUGCAGCAUCUGAGCAAAGGAUGCCCGCCCCCGAGGGGCAUAAAUCUCAACCAGCCAGUUAAAGUCAUAUUGAACAUCGACGGGCAGUCUCCGACCCUGGGCAAAGAUAUCAGCAAGCGCUCGCUGGCUCCUUGGGACUACAGCUACGACAUGGAUCACAACCGGUUCCCGUCUAUGAUCGCCGAGGCCAAAUGCCGCUACAACAAUUGUCUGGACUCAGAGGGCAAAUUGGACCUGAGCAUCAACUCUGUUCCCAUCAGACAAGAAAUCCUGGUUCUGCGCCGGGAGAUGAAAGGCUGCACCGCAAGCUUCAAACUGGAGAAGAAGAUGGUCACCGUCGGCUGUACCUGUGUGCUGCCUGAAGUCAAAGAAUAA
Molecule: messenger RNA, 549 nt
Organism: Xenopus laevis (African clawed frog)
Lineage: Eukaryota; Metazoa; Chordata; Amphibia; Anura; Pipidae
Gene: il17a.2.S
Product: interleukin-17A
Exons: 3
Coding region: 70-549 (159 amino acids)
Source: RefSeq, a predicted model, not a curated record